Messenger RNA from Argentina anserina (silverweed cinquefoil), 1080 nucleotides. RefSeq lists its product as uncharacterized. Gene Ontology annotation, biological process: ribosome assembly; ribosomal large subunit biogenesis. The record is from RefSeq and is a predicted model, not a curated record. The transcript has 2 exons. Gene Ontology annotation, molecular function: RNA binding. Bases 185 to 748 code for a protein of 187 amino acids. Gene Ontology annotation, cellular component: nucleolus; nucleus; preribosome, large subunit precursor. NCBI's taxonomy places the organism in Eukaryota, Viridiplantae, Streptophyta, Magnoliopsida, Rosales, Rosaceae.
UAAUGAACCAUUUCGACAUUCCCUCCCUCCUUCAUUCACUCUCUUCAGCGCCUCCAUCCCAAAAAACCACAAAAUCUCAGAUCUCACUCAUCUCACCCCAUAACCCAAUUUUCCAAACCCUAGUUCCUCAAGAGUCCCCCAUUUUGAAGCCGAAUUGAGCUACAGGGAAUAUCAGCAUAUUGAGAUGAGGCCUUUGGAUGAAGCUGAAACCACUGCAGUGUUCGAAAAGUUGUUCAAGUUUACGGGCAACAAUCUAAAAAAUAUAGUUGAGAAUCCUUCUAAUGAAGGUCCAGACCCAAAUCCAGGUCGCUACUGCUUUCGUCUCAACAAGAACAAGGUCUACUAUGUCAGUGAUUCGCUCGUAAAGCGUGCAACAAACAUAGCUCGCGUCAAUUUAGUCUCUCUUGGAACUUGCAUAGGUAAGUUCACUCACGGUGGCAGCUUCCACCUAACGGUUCAGUGUUUGAGUUUACUGGCCUCAAAUGCCAAACACAAGGUCUGGCUCAAACCCACCUCUGAGAUGUCAUAUUUGUAUGGAAACCAUGUUCUGAAAGGUGGCUUGGGGAGGAUUACAGAAAAUAUUGUGCCCGGUGAUGGGGUGGUUGUGUUUUCAAUGUCAGAUAUUCCAUUGGGUUUUGGGAUUGCCGCCAAGUCUACCCAGGAUUGUAGGAAGUUGGACCCCAACGGAAUUGUGGUGCUUCAUCAGGCUGAUAUUGGAGAGUACUUGAGGAUGGAGGAUGACCUCUGAUUGAUUGGCAGCAUUUUACUGUGUUUGGUAUGUGUGUUGCUUGUAUGCACUUCUGCAGCUUAUUAUGUAAGUGGGUCUAUCUGAUGGAUAUUAGGUGAAGCUUUACUGGAUGUUGAUGAUUUUCUUAAGUUUUGGUUCUGUUAGGGAUUAUCAGUAGGUACAACAGGAGCUUCUUCUGUUAUAGAUCUUGAUGAUUUCCUUUCAAUUUUGGCCGUGGUUGUAGUUGCAGUUUUAGUUUUGUAUCAAGAAUACAUUAUGGUUUUCUUUGCAGCUCUGCGCCUGUUUUAUGUUGAUUUAACUUCAAUUUGUGGUUAUGGGGGCUUCAACUUUCA